Molecule: messenger RNA, 1938 nt
Organism: Odontomachus brunneus
Lineage: Eukaryota; Metazoa; Arthropoda; Insecta; Hymenoptera; Formicidae
Gene: Mtpbeta
Product: trifunctional enzyme subunit beta, mitochondrial
Exons: 7
Coding region: 212-1618 (468 amino acids)
Biological process (GO): fatty acid beta-oxidation
Molecular function (GO): acyltransferase activity, transferring groups other than amino-acyl groups
Source: RefSeq, a predicted model, not a curated record
GCAGCCAGAGUGUGCACCAGUUCAGAAGUUCUUCGAAAACGAGCAUAACUUUAAAGAUAUAUAUAUAUAUGUCAGGAAUCAAAGUCCAACGUCGCGUACUCCGUAGAUCACAGGAACUUAAAAGUUGAUAUUUCGGUAUUCGGGACCUCACGAAAACAUAAUCCACUAUUUCGUUCAAAACGGAAUAGCGUUUAAUAUUGUAUUGUUCAAGAUGUUGCCUUUACUGAAGAAUUGCCUGGUGGCGAGAUAUGGGGUUGUUAAUUAUGAAGUUCUCAUUCGUUGUUCCGGAGUCUCUGCAAGCAAGGCCUAUUCUACAAAAAGUAGCGAUGUCUCUAAAAAUAUUGUAUUUGUUGAUGGAGUACGGACUCCAUUUUUGCAAUCUGGAACUCAGUACAAGAAUCUUUUGGCAUAUGAUCUUGCAAGGCAUUCAUUGGUGAGCCUGCAGAAGAAAAUUGGUUUUCCCAAAGAAAUAGUCGAUUAUAUUGUGUAUGGUACAGUAAUGCAAGAGGUGCGAACGUCUAAUAUUGGAAGGGAAGCUGCUUUAGCCGCGGGAUAUAGUGAACAUACUCCUGCACAUACAGUGACAAUGGCAUGCAUUAGCAGCAAUCAAGCUAUUACUACUGGCAUGGGUUUGAUCGCUUGUGGUGUUUACGAUGCUGUUGUGGCAGGGGGAGUCGAAUUUAUGUCAGAUAUUCCAAUCAGACAUAGCCGACGCAUGAGAUCUUUGAUGCUGCAAGCCAAUAAGGCAAAAACUGUGAUGAACAAGUUAAAUCUCCUAGCCAGUAUCAGGCCAGCUCAUUUUAUACCAGAUCUGCCAGCUGUAGCCGAGUUUUCAACUGGUGAAACUAUGGGACACAGUGGAGAUCGAUUGGCAGCAGCUUUCGGUGUGUCGCGUAAGGAACAAGACGACUACGCAUUACGCUCUCAUACUUUGGCUGCACGAGCUCAGCAACAGGGAAAUCUGACGGAUGUGAUGCCUUUCCAAGUGCCAGGUGUCGAUCAAGUUGUGGACAAAGAUAACGGUAUUCGCGUAUCUACGCAGGAGCAAUUGGCGAAGUUAAAACCCGCGUUCGUGAAACCGUACGGAACAGUUACCGCGGCUAAUGCGUCUUUCUUGACCGACGGCGCCUCCGCGGCGUUGAUAAUGAGCGAAGAGAAGGCUCUCGAGCUCGGAUUGACACCCAAGGCAUAUUUGCGAAACUUCACUUACGUGUCCCAAGAUCCAGUCGAUCAGUUACUUCUUGGCCCAUCGUACGCGAUACCGAAGAUACUGAACAAAGCGAAAUUGGCCGUGAAGGAUAUAGGAGUGUGGGAGAUACACGAAGCGUUCGCCGGCCAAAUUUGCGCUAAUCUGAAGGCAUUAGAUUCAGAUUUGUUUGCGCAAAAGUUCCUCAAGAAGAGUGAGAAGGUCGGUAUGCCGGAUAUGAAUAAGUGGAAUACAUGGGGUGGUUCUUUGUCGCUUGGUCAUCCAUUUGCCGCCACUGGUGUACGAUUAGCGACACACACUGCUAAUCGACUCAUAAAGGAGGAUCAGCAAUUCGGUCUUAUUGCGGCCUGCGCUGCUGGUGGGCAGGGAGUUGGUAUGAUUAUGGAAAGAUAUCCUGGUGCAAAAAUUUGACACUUUUCGGAGGAACGCAGAAAAUAAUAUAUCUAAAAAUACAAUUUUCGCGGUAAACAGUAUCGAUAGAUAUUGAUCAUGAAUUUUUCUCUACAUGAACUUGUAAAAAGUUUUAUUGACGAAGUCGAUGAAACUUUUCAUGAUCUUAUGCGAGAAAGAUGAUCGAUAUCCAGAAGCAGUGUCUUUUUUACUAGAGAAAGAGGGAAGAAUUAUAUGUAAAUAAACGCAAGUAUACGUUUCAAACAACUGUGAGUUCUGUAAGAGAAAUUAUUUUCUAUUGUAUAUUUUCACUGAACAUAUUAAAAUUGUAUAUGCUUAUA